AAAACAACGUGAUUCGUCUGCAGUCGCCUCUACAUACACAGGAACCUCAAAGCAAGAUCUGGCGUCGUAACUUCAUUGCUUCAUUUGACUCUUGUCACCAAAGUCCAGCAACUAGCUCCAGCCACGCCAUGACGACCGAAACCUCGACAACCAUCAAGGUCCGACAGUAUCGCCCAGAAGAUCAUGCUCAAGUCACCAAAAUCUACGUGGAGGGUUUGAUGGCGGCUGAUCCUAAUCCAGAGUAUCGCUAUCUAUGGGAGGAGCUCCUUCGCAAGGACCUGACGAAUGAUCUAGCGGACAUUGAAGGAAGUCACAUGGCUUCGGGUGGAAACUUCUUGGUUGCGGUGGCGACAAAGGCUGGAAUCAGCAAGGUCGUGGGUAUUAUCGGCCUGUUGCGAGUAUCGGAGAAAGAAGGACAAAUUCGACGCGUGUUUGUGGAUCCGAAUUACCAGCGCAUGAGUGUCGGCCGAAAAAUGAUCUCAGAACUUGAGAUCUGGGCCAAGCAGAACGGGGUUAAGAGUGUAUUUCUGACGACGAACGCAAACAACGAGAAGCCGCAAGCAUUUUACACGGCACUCGACUACACCAAGGUGGAUGAAGAACAGUACGACUGGAAAGACCCUCUCUACUUCCGCGUCUUCAAAUUUGUCAAGCAGUUGUAGUUUCGCUUUCAUUUUUCCGAAGAUACAACAACAACCAGCUUUUUUUUUUUUUAUAAGUACGUAGAACGGUUUUGUAAUACAUUUCCAUGCAAAUAGU
Phytophthora nicotianae INRA-310 is the source of this 759-nucleotide messenger RNA. RefSeq lists its product as hypothetical. NCBI's taxonomy places the organism in Eukaryota, Oomycota, Peronosporomycetes, Peronosporales, Peronosporaceae. The transcript has a single exon. Gene Ontology annotation, molecular function: N-acetyltransferase activity. Bases 129 to 662 code for a protein of 177 amino acids. The record is from RefSeq and is a predicted model, not a curated record.